CAUGUAAAUACAGAGCUCUGCUGCUCUAUUCCUCAUAUAUACAACCUUUCCAUUUAUGCAUUUCCAAUCUUCUCCUUGGAAUUAAAAUUCCAAAAAUGGCAGUGUCAGCUGAUCAUUGCCGGAUUUCGCUCUCCGCCCCAAGCCAACUGCGUGGGGCUGCCGGAUUUUCGGGGAGGAGCCAGAGGGUUGUGAAGUUUUGCAAUGGAGACUUGAUGGGGAAGAAGCUGAACCUGACCCAGCUUCAGCUUGGGGCUGCUAAUGUUAAAAAGAAUGGUGGGGUUGGGCAACAUGUUUGCAUGUCUCUCACCACCGAUUUGCCAGUUGGCGAGGCCAAGUUGAGGGACAUAGAUUUAGAGAAGCGGGACCCACGGACAGUUGUUGCGAUCAUACUGGGAGGUGGAGCUGGUACUCGGCUUUUCCCACUCACCAAGAGGCGCGCCAAACCUGCUGUCCCAAUAGGGGGAGCAUACAGGCUGAUUGAUGUGCCAAUGAGCAACUGCAUCAACAGUGGAAUCAACAAAGUUUAUAUCCUCACUCAGUUCAACUCAGCAUCACUCAACAGGCAUAUUUCCCGCGCUUACAACUUUGGCAGUGGCACCAGCUUUGGCGAUGGUUACAUAGAGGUUCUAGCAGCAACUCAAACUCCAGGGGAGGCAGGCCAGAAGUGGUUCCAGGGUACUGCAGACGCCGUGCGGCAGUUCCAUUGGCUUUUCGAGGUACUAAAAAAAUACAGGAAUGCAUUAAACAGAUAACAAUUUUUCAAAAUGUUUUCUUUGUUUCUUAUGCUUCUGUAAGAAAAAGUCAAUGCACAUCAAAGACAGAAAAAUCUGAACUUCUUAACACUAAGUUAUGGAGAAGUUGUAAACUUGAACAACUUAGAAUGUGUGUAAGGCUUUCCUCUUGUCACAAUUUGUGAAGGGAAAUUGGGGUGGUUC
Prunus avium (sweet cherry) is the source of this 935-nucleotide messenger RNA. The record is from RefSeq and is a predicted model, not a curated record. Lineage: Eukaryota; Viridiplantae; Streptophyta; Magnoliopsida; Rosales; Rosaceae.